AUGUCGUCUCCUUUGACUAGGACCGACGACCACACUGCCGAGCGUCGAGCUCGGGAGGUUUAUCGAUUUUUUCGCCCGGAGCGUCUCUGCCCGAUCCAUGAAAUUCCAACGUCUGCCAGUGAUAGCGGCUCGCCUCGGAGUUUUGACCAGCUUUCGGAUGCAUCGGGCGCUCGAGGUCGUUCGCCAUGCAGUCCGUCACAAUCAUCAGAAUCUUUACAAAUCUCGACCACUCCAGUGGCACAUUCAUCAAGGCCAUUACCUGAAUCUCUUGUUCUUGGUGAUGCAAACACAACUUUGAGCUCAUUUGUGCAGCUGGUUGCGCUGCGACUGGAUGUUGAUCGUGCGUUCAUCAGUGUAUCCGACCGAGACUCGCAGUAUAUUAUUGCGCAAGGUGGCCAAACUACGGAGGUUACGAACACGUACGAUAAGAUUGGUGAAAAUUUGUACGGAGGCUGUUCCACGCUUGACGCCAGCACGUGGAGUAUGUGUCAGGAUACCGUGGCAUUGCCCCCGUCUGAUAGAGAGCAAGCGGAAUACAGCUUUAUCAUCUCAAGCGACAUGACUCAGGACGAACGCUACCAGAAUAUGCCUCUAGUAACAGAAAAACCGAAUUUUCGAUUCUACGCUGGGACGCCAUUGACGACAGACAGCAAUAUCAAUGUCGGCUGCCUAUUUGUCUUUGACACUAAACCCCACGCUAAAUUUUCUAGCGAAGAUAGAGGCUCUAUGGGUCACAUGGCAAUGUUGAUUAUGGACUUUUUGAAAGUUAGUCGCCAAGCCUCGGAAGGCCGACGUGCAGCUCGCUUGUUGCGAGGAAUCAACAGCUUUGUCGAGGGCCAGUCAAGCUUUCUUAAGGAUACAGGGAGCUCUAGAAGUCCUUCUGCACAGUCCAGUGAGGCGCCUGGAAACAGAAAAAGGAGUCGUCACCGGAGGAACAGCAGCAGGUCUUCCUUACACUCCUACUCUUCACGCAGUAGCAGUGAACAUUCGGCCUCGGAUUCCGAGCCAUAUGAUCCGUCUUCCUGCUCAAGUUACAACCCGACAAUUCGCGAUAGACCAGAGGGAUGCAACAUUACUGACAACAAGACGGAAAAUUCAUGGACCUUUCGACGCGCUGCAAACCUCAUACGCGAGAGCCUGGAGCUGAGCGGCGACAGUGGCGUGGCUUUUCUAGAAGCAGGUUCUGACUCCAUGCUAGAUCGUGGCAGUGAGAGUGAAUUUUCCAGCUCCCAUGAGACCGGGAAAUCGGCGUCUAUUCUUAGUCUCUCCACCGCGGAUAGCUUGUACGGCCCGUACGAAGGCGCAGCCUCGUCAUAUCCCGUCACAAGUAUGGACGAAGAAUUCCUGAACCGUCUUCUCAAUACGUAUCAUCAGGGAAAGAUUUGGUCACUUCACCGCGACGGCCAACUUUCAAGCUCCGACAGUGAAGAAGUAUCUCAAAAUCGGUCUACUUCAAGAAAAUCUCAUUCUUCGUCAAUACCUUCGAAAGGCUCAAAGGGUUGGAAGCUCAAAGAAAAUAAGAUGCUGAACAAGUACUUUCCCGGCGCUACGCAGGUCAUAUUUGUGCCAUUAUGGUGUGCUGCUAACUCACAAUGGUUUGGUGGCUGCUUUUGUUGGAACAACGUGGAAAGUGUUGUCUUUGACCCAUCAGUGGAACUCAGCUCUUUGUUGAGUUUCGGAUCGUCCAUUAUGUCUGAAUGUAGUCGAGUUGAGUCGCUCAUUUCGGACCGUCAAAAGGCAGAUUUCCUUGGGAGCAUAUCGCACGAGCUGCGAAGUCCUUUGCAUGGGAUUCUAGCAGCAGCGGAAAUCCUUCAGAGCACUGAUUUGACUGAGUACCAGAGCUCUUUGAUGGAUACCGUCAAUGCAUGCGGUCGGACCUUGUUGGAUACCAUGAAUCAAGUAUUGGAUUACAGCAAAAUCCUAUCCUUGGAAAAACGAUUCCGACAUCUCGACCGCCGAAGACUCUCGACAUUGGAGCUUAAAAAAAUGCAUCGGUCCGCAGCACAUUUAGACAAAUACGCCGCAACAGAUCUCUCGAUAUUGGCGGAAGAGGUGGUGGAUGGUGUCUGUUUAGGCCACCAGAACCUUCAAAAGUUCUCUUUAUCUUCCCAUGUUCUGACAUCCAUUGGAGCGAAGCAUGGCGCAGUUGAAGCCAGUCUCUCGCCCCCCAAAGUUGAUGUUACAAUCGAUAUAUCUUACAACAACUGGGUUUAUAACAUUCCUCCAGGGGCGGUUCGACGCAUCAUAAUGAACAUAUUCAGUAAUGCGAUCAAAUAUACAGAUUCAGGCGAGGUUUCGCUACGACUAGAGGUCGAAAGCUCGUCCUCUCGAAACGGCACACAAGAAGACAUAGUCACCAUCACAGUGACUGAUACUGGUAAGGGCAUCUCGGAGGAUUUCCUACGGUCGAGACUCUUCGUUCCCUUUAUCCAAGAAGACUCUCUGGCCAGCGGCUCUGGACUGGGUCUCUCUAUCGUUCGCAGUUUACUCAAACCCCUCGGCGGUAGCAUCGCUUUCCAAAGUAAGCCGGGUGUCGGAACAACUGCAAAGGUAACUCUUCCACUUGUCCGUCCAGGACAAGAGUUCGAGGCUCAUUUCGGAUCAACACCACCACCCACACCCGAUCGACCCACGAUAUCAACUGAUGCUCAUAUCUUGCGUGAGAAGUACUCAGCAAGUACCGUUGCCAUUGUGAAUCCAAAGCUUGAAGAUGGUUCCAAUGGCCCAUCCUACGGAGUUGUGUCACGCUAUCUUACCGACUGGUUUGAUCUCAAGAUAGUGCCGUCUUCUUCAGAAACACCCAUCGAUGUUGUUUUUCUUGCCGAAUUGCCCUCCGAAGACGAUACUCAGAGCAUGUUUGCCCACGACAAGUCAUCUAUACUCAUGCUGAGCAACGAGUAUAUCGGCCACGAUUCAGUACAAGUGAAGACGAAAUUUGGACUUCGAAACGUGCACAUCAUCAAUCGUCCAUGCGGCCCACACAAGUUUGCUCGAAUCAUUAAGAGAUGCCUGGAUCGGGAGCCAUCCACCACAGCCGUGGAGCCUAAUGUUUCUGAGCAUCCUCCUCACCUCGCCUCAACCGGACAUGCGGAAAAUGGGAGUUCUCAAUCGGAUAAUGGGAUCGAACCCACUGAGGCAACUGUCGCAGUCCCUGUGCAGAAAGCCGAGUCUCCACCCCAGUCCACCGCAGAUGAACUCCAAUACCCAGCGCAAAAGGAAGGGGUCCGAAUAUUGGUAGUGGAAGAUAACAAAAUAAAUCUUAACCUGAUACUCGCUUUCUUGAGAAAGCGCGGUCUCACUGCCAUAGACUCGGCCGAGAAUGGUAAACAAGCUGUCUCUGCAGUGAAAGAGCAGCAACAGAACUACGAUUACAUUUUCAUGGAUAUAUCUAUGCCAGUCAUGAAUGGUUUUGAAGCUACGCGAGCGAUUCGAGCCUUGGAGAAGGAGCACGGUGAUGAGUCGAAGCGAUCAAAAAUCGUUGCUCUGACAGGGCUCAGUAGUGCGGCUGAUGAGGUGGAGGCCCUUGAUUCUGGAGUGAACAAGUUUCUCACGAAACCUGUUUCAUUCAAGGAGGUAGAAAAGUUAUUGGAUCACUGGGAUAAUCAAGAAGAAAUUAAACCCGAACAGAAAGACUGA
Penicillium odoratum is the source of this 3636-nucleotide messenger RNA. Its product is annotated as hybrid sensor histidine kinase/response regulator. The transcript is spliced from 5 exons. NCBI's taxonomy places the organism in Eukaryota, Fungi, Ascomycota, Eurotiomycetes, Eurotiales, Aspergillaceae. Gene Ontology annotation, biological process: phosphorelay signal transduction system; protein autophosphorylation. Gene Ontology annotation, molecular function: phosphorelay sensor kinase activity; protein binding; histidine phosphotransfer kinase activity. The record is from RefSeq and is a predicted model, not a curated record. The coding region runs from base 1 to 3636 and encodes 1211 amino acids.